Macadamia integrifolia is the source of this 1878-nucleotide messenger RNA. RefSeq names its product L-type lectin-domain containing receptor kinase SIT2-like. Gene Ontology annotation, cellular component: plasma membrane. Gene Ontology annotation, molecular function: protein kinase activity; ATP binding; carbohydrate binding. Bases 1 to 1878 code for a protein of 625 amino acids. Lineage: Eukaryota; Viridiplantae; Streptophyta; Magnoliopsida; Proteales; Proteaceae. Gene Ontology annotation, biological process: protein phosphorylation. The record is from RefSeq and is a predicted model, not a curated record. The transcript has a single exon.
AUGUUCUUUAAAUUCGUUCUAUUUUUUCUUCUCCUUGAAGGAGUUGUAGCAUCACAACAAGAAGACCUUGAUUUCACUUACAAUGGUUUUCAAGGAGUUAACAUGAGCUUGGACGGCUUAGCCCAGAUUACAAACAAUGGCCUUCUCAUGUUAGUAAAUGGCACUACUCAACAGGUGGGUCAUGCUUUCUACCCCAAUCCACUUCACUUCAGGAAUUCAUCCACCGGUAUUGCCCUUUCCUUCUCCACUACUUUUGUAUUUUCCAUGGUAGUUGGGGCCUCUGGUUUCACGUUCGUGAUUGCACCCUCAAAAGAGUUCCCAGGUGCUUUGCCAGCAACUUAUGUCGGCCUCUUCAACCAGACCAACAUUGGCAAUUCAUCCAACCAUAUCGUAGCAAUCGAGCUUGAUUGCAAUCAAAACAAGGAGUUCGAUGACAUCGAUGCAAACCACGUCGGUAUCGAUAUCAAUGACUUGAAAUCUGUUCAAUCUGCACCUGCUUCUUACUUCAGUAAUCAAGAGAAUCGGCAUGUAAACCUUAGCCUCAUCAGUGGAGACCCCUUGCAACUCUGGGUGGAAUAUAAUGGUGCAGUAAAGCAACUUAAUGUGACUUUAGCUCCUAUUAAAGUCCCUAAACCAAGUAUCCCACUCUUGUCCUUCAAAAUUGAUCUUUCUCAAAUCAUCCUGGAUUCCAUGUUUGUGGGGUUCUCCUCAGCUACAUACUCCUUUCCAGUUUCCUAUUAUGUUUUGGGAUGGAGUUUUAGAAUGAAUGGGGAAGCAAGAGAACUCACACCCUCCCAACUUCCUAAGCUUCCUAAAACUAGACAUAAAACCAGACGUGAGCCUUUUAUUGUUGCAUUUUCUGUGAUAGUGGCUACUCUAGUGUUACUCUCGGUCUUCUUUAUCAUCCGAUUUAUGGUAAAAAGAAAGAGAAAGUUUGCCGAAGUGCUUGAAGAUUGGGAACUCGAUUAUGGACCUUACAGGUUCAAAUAUAAAGAUCUUUACAUUGCAACCAAGGGAUUCAAGGACAAGGAGCUUCUUGGAACUGGUGGCUUUGGUAGGGUCUAUAAAGGUGUAUUACCUACAUCCAAGACAGAAGUUGCAGUAAAGCGAGUCUCCCAUACUUCUAAACAAGGGGAGAAAGAAUUCAUUGCUGAGAUCAUUAGCAUUGGAAAUUUGAGGCAUCGGAGCAUAGUAACACUCUUGGGCUAUUGUCGACGUAAGGAGGAACUCCUUCUAGUCUACGAUUUCAUGCCCAAUGGGAGUCUAGACAAACUCCUUUUUGAUCAAACAACAACGAGCACAAUGCUGAGUUGGUGUCAAAGAUUUCGAAUAAUAAAAAGUGUGGCAGCGGCAUUGUUGUAUUUGCAUGAAGAAUGGGAACAAGUUGUGGUUCAUAGAGACGUGAAGUCCAGUAAUGUCUUAUUAGACAAGGAGCUAAAUGGUAGAUUGGGAGAUUUUGGACUUGCAAGACUGUAUGAUCAUGGAACUGAUCCUCAAACCACCCAUGUAGUGGGGACAAUUGGUUAUCUUGCACCAGAACUUUGUAGAACUGGCAAAGCGAACCCAAGUGUGGAUGUGUAUGCAUUUGGGGCUUUUUUGCUCGAAGUUGCUUGUGGUAGGAAGCCCAUAGAGCCAGAAGCAUCUGAAGAUUGUACCGUUCUGGUGGAUUGGGUGAUCUCAUGUUGGAGUAAGGGCUCAAUUCUUGAUACGGUGGACCCAAAAUUGGGGAUGAAUUAUGAAGUGAAGGAAAUGGAGUUAGUGUUAAAACUUGGAUUGCUUUGCUCUCACUCGGUUCCAACUUCAAGGCCACAUAUGCGAAAAGUUAUGUGCUAUUUGGAGGGGGAGAUUCCUCCACCAGAGCUGACGUGCUUGGUAUAA